AUGCCUUCGCAGUCUCCGUCAUCAGCUGGCUCUGGAGUUCUUGGCCCAAAAACAUACCAGUAUCGACCCCUACAACCCUCUCAAAUUCGGCUAGUUAGGGUACUGCCGGAAAGGAUGUGGAAGCUGAAGUGUGAAAUUAUCCAUGUAUCACUCGAGAAUGAGCCGGUGUACACUGCUAUCUCAUACGCUUGGGGUGAUGGGGUCGAUACGAGACCGCUCGUCCUGGAAGGUGCUACAAUUCCUGUUGCUGUCAGUCUACAUGAUGCGCUGAGAGCAGUGCGUCGCAAGAAAGAAAACAUCCUUGUGUGGGUUGACGCCCUCUGUAUCGAUCAGCAGAACAAAGACGAGAGGGCCACCCAGGUCCGGUUGAUGGGUCAGAUCUACAGUGGUGCUAUGUCAGUGGCCAUUUGGAUAGGGCCGGAGUACGAGGACAGUGCAUUAGCCCUACAAUUACUUCAGAAAGUGGCUGAAAAUUCAGUUUCCCCGCAGCGCAUAAGGUCUACCCGCAACCUGGAUUCUCUAGCGCUGCUAAAUUUAUUCAAGAGGGAUUACUGGAAGCGCCUGUGGGUUGUGCAAGAGGUCCUUCUCGCAAACAAUAAAAUGGUGUAUUGUGGUUACUCAAUGUUUCCGUGGGAGGUAUACCGAAGAGCAGCGGAUGCCUUCUGGGACAAAGACAGCGACCCACACAUUCGCCAAGGACCAUCAAGUUUUCCGGACCGCGAUACUCUGAAUAAGCUUGGAGACGAGUCACUAUUAGAGGUGAUGCGGACAUGCAGAAAGAAAUUGAGCGAAAAUUCACGCGACAAGGUUUUCGGCAUUCUGGGUUUGCUUUCGGACGCUACACAGCGCGAUUUUCCCGUCGAUUAUAGCCAGUCAGUCAAGACGGUCUAUACGGACGUCGUCGACCACCUAAUCUCGACUACUGAGAAUCUUGACGUAAUUCGCGAAGCGAUACACUUUCCUCUACACGCCAACUCCACAGGACUUCCCAGUUGGUGUCCUGACUGGUCGCAUAUCCCGGACGUGUCUGGUCUGGGUCGCAGGCUCAACUUUGCAGCCUCCAGUGACGCUAACGGCCCAACUGAGGCUGAGUACUGGUUUCACGACGAACGACGAAAACUCGAGAUCUCUGCGAUCAGAAUCGAUACACUCACGGCAACAGGUGUUGCAGUAGGCACAUUCUGUGUUGCUCAAGAUUACCUAGCAGCCUUUGUACAGUGGCGCGCCGUGCUGCUACAUGAAUUUGAAAUCGAAGAGGGCGAUGAAAGCCAUCCGAUGCACCAAGCCUUCUGCAGGACACUGUGUCUUGGACAAGUACCGCUAGAAUGGAAUCAACCACGAAUGUGGCAAGAUGUUUCUUACCACGUCUUUGCAACUCUAAUUCAUGAAAAGAUGCCCCGAUUGCCAAUGGACGAUGACCUGAAUCGUUACAGCGGUCAUGAAGGACUCAUUGAUCCCGGAGCACGGCGAAAGUUUCUCCAAGACCACUUCGGCAAUCAUAUGAUGGGACGUAGCCUAUGUAUCACAGAAGGUGGCUUGAUCGGUAUGGGUUCAGGAUACAUGACAGCGAUGGACAUUGUUGUUCUACCCUUUGGUUGUUCUACGCCAAUCAUACUUCGUCCAGGGAACCGUGACAACGAGUAUCGCUACGUGGGUGAUGUUUACAUUGACAGAUACAUGCAUGGCGAGGCGCUCACUGAAAUGGCAGCAAGGGAUCCGAGGAGAGUUGUGUCGAAGUACAUGCUUUGCUGA
Molecule: messenger RNA, 1752 nt
Organism: Alternaria arborescens
Lineage: Eukaryota; Fungi; Ascomycota; Dothideomycetes; Pleosporales; Pleosporaceae
Exons: 3
Coding region: 1-1752 (583 amino acids)
Source: RefSeq, a predicted model, not a curated record